AUACAAGAAGAAGAAGAAGAAGAAAUGGCACAAUCGUCCUCUGCAACCUCUGCAUCUUCACGAACUGCCUCAUUCAUAUUGAGGAUAUUGGCCUUCGCUCUCUCGCUCAUAUCACUCAUAGUGCUCGCCACCAAUACUGUAAUUGUCACUGAUUACGAUUAUAAUGAGGCAAAGUUUCGUUUUCAGGAUUUUUAUGCCUACCGAUACAUGCUUGCUACGAUCGUUAUUGGUACCGCAUACAGCCUCCUGCAACUCGUGGCAUCAAUCUGUAAUGCAAUAUCUGGUGGUGAGGGCAUGCUCGUUCUUGCUUUCUUUGGUGACAAGUUUAUAUCCUAUGUGAUGGCCACCGGAGCUGCUGCUGGAUUUGGUGUAACUGUAGACCUAUCACGAGUCACGGGAGGCACGGGUUUAGACAUGAGCAAUUUCUUUGAGAAGGCAUAUGCAUCAGCUAGUCUCCUCCUCCUCGCUUUCAUUUGCACUGCGUUGCUAUCUAUUAUCUCUGCCUUUGCACUUCCAAGGCGAUCUCUUUGAUUCCAUCCCCCAUUUACCAUUGUCUUUCUACAUCAUAGAUACACAUAUUCUCUUCGUUUCUUUUAGGCUUGCCUGUGUACGUGUUCGAGUCAUGAUCAAGUAAUUGUCAUUUCUAAUUCCUUUGAAUUAAUUCUGUUUCUUCCUAACUAAGUUGUAAAAUAU
Molecule: messenger RNA, 693 nt
Organism: Fragaria vesca subsp. vesca
Lineage: Eukaryota; Viridiplantae; Streptophyta; Magnoliopsida; Rosales; Rosaceae
Product: CASP-like protein RCOM_1206790-like
Exons: 3
Coding region: 25-531 (168 amino acids)
Source: RefSeq, a predicted model, not a curated record